UCAACAGCUUCUGACAAAUAUCUAUUGAUCAUCUGCACACAGUAUUAGACCCCAAAGUGGGACACCCGGAUCAAACCCAGCUAGUGGUUUAGGGUUGUAAGCAGGGUUUUAGAAAAACGCAGCUCCACAGUUUUAAUUUUGGGGAUAUUUGCUGUGAGUCGACAUGAAGCCGGUGGUGGUUCUGCUGGGCCUCGUCCUCCUGCUGGACACCACCAUCGCUGCAGAAGAGUCCUGUGCAGGUCGCUGCGGCUCCUUCAGCCCACAGAGCAAAUGUCAGUGUGACUCCAUGUGUGUGUAUUAUGGGAGCUGCUGUGGGGACUUUUUCACCCUCUGCCCCAGAAAAAUUUCUAGAGGCGAUGUCUUUGAUGUGCCGCAGAAAGAAGGAACAAGCCCGAGCCCGAGCCCGAAGCCGUACACAACAACUUUUAUGCCAACCUCAGACACAGCUGCACCGACCAUGCCUUCCUCUUUCCCAUCAAACGUCACACAAGGGUCCACAACACCUGUAGACCGUGAUGCAGCACCCUGCAGUGGGCAGGCUUUUGAUGCCUUUCUGCAGCUGAAAAAUGGGUCAAUCUAUGCAUUUAGAGGUAAAUACUUUUUUGAGAUGGAUGACAAGUCCAUCCUUCCUGGUUAUCCCAAACUCAUCGAGGAUGUGUGGGGAAUCUCUGGACCCAUCAGCGCCGCAUUCACACGCAUCAACUGCCAGGGAAAGACCUACAUCUUUAAGGGGAACCAGUACUGGAGAUUUGAGGGCAACGUUCUGGAUGAGGACUAUCCACGGCUUAUUUCACAGGGCUUCGAUGGCAUUCCAGAUGAGAUUGAUGCUGCAUUUGCCUUACCUGCACCGAGUCACCGUGGCAAGGAGAAAGCCUACUUUUUCAAAGGGGACAAGUAUUACCAGUAUGGGUUCAAGCACCAGCCUUCCCAUGAGGAGUGUUUCCAGAUGAGCAGGUCCUCCCCAUCAGUGCUGUUCACACAAUACACAGACCUCUUCUGUGAUAACACAUGGGAGGAUCUCUUCGCUGAGCUCUUUGGAGGAUCCUUUAGCAGUCUCCAAACAGGCCCGCAUUUCACCAGCAGGGACUGGCGGGGCAUUAGGCCCCCCGUAGACGCUGCCAUAGUGGGACGAGUCUACAUCAGUCCCAAGCCGACGUCAGCUCCAACAGCGAAGAAGUGGAAGAGUUGGAGGAAGAGGCCCAGCAAGAGGCGGGGACAGAAAAGAAGGCAGAGUGGCCACUUGGAUGAUUUUUGGUUUUAUGAUUUGUUCGACCUCAGUGACUACAGUGAGAGCUCUGAAGAGCACAACGUGCAGGAGUACCAAAGCACCCCUGUUCAAAAUGUGUACUUCUUCCAAAGAGAUAAGUACUACAGAGUGGCUCUGCAGACAAAACGGGUGGACGCUGGUUACCCUCGAUCUAUUGGUAAAUAUUGGCUUGGCUGCGAGCGUGAAGACGUACCCGAUACAUCAAGGGCAGAAAAGAGAUAAAUGCUUGUUUUGACUAUUGCAACAUGGGGCUGAUGAGAACACCUUUUACCCUUGCAUUUAGUUCAGAAUAAACAUCUCUCCAGUGCCCCUUUAUAUGGAUAUGCUGAAAUAAUACAAGAUUUAAUAAAGCAUUUCAGUGCUCAA
Messenger RNA from Archocentrus centrarchus (flier cichlid), 1633 nucleotides. RefSeq names its product vitronectin b (gene vtnb). Gene Ontology annotation, biological process: cell adhesion mediated by integrin; cell-matrix adhesion; immune response. The coding region runs from base 164 to 1489 and encodes 441 amino acids. Gene Ontology annotation, molecular function: polysaccharide binding; extracellular matrix binding; scavenger receptor activity. NCBI's taxonomy places the organism in Eukaryota, Metazoa, Chordata, Actinopteri, Cichliformes, Cichlidae. The record is from RefSeq and is a predicted model, not a curated record. The transcript has 8 exons.